Linum trigynum is the source of this 447-nucleotide messenger RNA. NCBI's taxonomy places the organism in Eukaryota, Viridiplantae, Streptophyta, Magnoliopsida, Malpighiales, Linaceae. The record is from the annotation of a GenBank genome assembly.
AUGAGCGAGAGCCUGUCCCUCAUGGCAUUCCGCGGUCGGGCUAUUCUGCUUCGGGGUAGCAUUUUAAGAAUAACCCUUGUCCCGGGAUGCGUUUCGAAUGCGACCUCGCUCUGCCUCGGGGUGGCGUGUUGUGAGCAAGAGCUUGCCCCUCAAGGCAUUCUGCGGGUGGGUAUUCUGCUUCGGGGUAGCAUUUUAAGAAUAACCCUUGUCCCGGGAUGCUUUUCAAAUGUGACCUCGCUCUGCCUCGGGGUGGCGUGUUGUGAGCGAGAGCCUGCCCCUCAGGGCAUUCCACGGGUGGGUAUUCUGCUUCGGGGUAGCGUUUUAAGAAUAACCCUUGUCCCGGGAUGCGUUUCGAAAGUGACCUCGCUCUGUCUCAGGGUGGCGUGUUAUGAGCGAGAGCCUGCCCCUCAGGGCAUUCCGCAGGCGGGUUAUUCGUCUUCAGGGUAG